UUUACUUUGGAACUGCUUGAGAAGUAUCGUGACGGACGAACGAUCUUGCUGACGACACAUUCCAUGGACGAGGCCGACUUUUUAGGAGACCGCAUUGCGAUAAUGGCCGAGGGCAAAAUCCGUUGUUGUGGUAGUUCAUUGUUUUUGAAAAACCAUUAUAGCAUGGGCUAUCAUAUAGUGAUGGUCAAAGAACCAGAAUGUAAAGAACACAAAAUUGAUGAACUUGUUAAAGAGUAUGUCCCGAAUGGCCAAUUGGAAAGUCGUGCUGGCGCUGAACUGUCCUACAUCUUGCCUCGGGAAUCUUCGCGAAAUUUUUCCACGUUGUUCUCAGAACUGGAGACUCGGCGAAUGGAGCUGGGAAUUGCUAGUUAUGGCGCUUCAAUGACAACCAUGGAACAAGUUUUUAUGAAAGUGGCAACGGAAUGUGACGACACGUUAAAUGAUAGACUCCAAGGUAAGCUGUGGUAAAAGUGGUAAGUGUUGAUUUCCUGGU
This is a messenger RNA of Xenia sp. Carnegie-2017, 493 nucleotides long. Its product is annotated as phospholipid-transporting ATPase ABCA3-like. The transcript has 2 exons. The record is from RefSeq and is a predicted model, not a curated record. Gene Ontology annotation, molecular function: lipid carrier activity; ABC-type transporter activity. NCBI's taxonomy places the organism in Eukaryota, Metazoa, Cnidaria, Anthozoa, Malacalcyonacea, Xeniidae. Bases 64 to 468 code for a protein of 134 amino acids. Gene Ontology annotation, biological process: transmembrane transport; lipid transport. Gene Ontology annotation, cellular component: membrane; intracellular membrane-bounded organelle.